UGGAAAAGAAUACUAAUAUUUUUUAUUAUUAUUUUGUUUUUUGCUUAAUUAAUAUUUCUAACUAUUUAAGCGAAGAACGGCCACUUCUUCUCUCUCUCUCUCACAGUACAAUUGAAUUUCCCUUUCCAAACCCUAGCUGGCUCCUCCAAAUUGCAGUGUAUAACAAUAGAAUUAUUAUUACAUAAUCAAAUGGACAAUCAAGACGCUGCUGCUGCUGCUGAACCGGUCAAAGCCAAAGCCCUUACAAAAUACCCAUUUGGUGCUGCUUCAGAAUUGGGGGUAAUAAAGAAACCCCUCCCAUAUCCUUUACUCAGCGGCCUCCCUCCUGUUACUGAUAUUUUUAUUGACGAAAGCAUUGAGUUGGACGAAAACUAUGAGGAGAAAAAUGAUAAGGGAUUUUUCCCUGCGGAGUAUGGAACUCCAUUUGCACCUCGUCCAUUUCUAGCAAUGGCAAUAUUUGUAAUGAAAGAGCAUAGCAAGAGAAUGGACAAUGAGGUGGAACUUAAAUAUGUGGUCCGAGUUAAUCAAGGACGUGUUGUGAACUGGAAUUUGAAUUCAUUCACACAUUAUUUAAUAUUGAGGGGUAAUGAUGGGUGGAUUUACCUAGCUAAGAUUUGGUCAAAAUUUAUACCAGAGCGUGGCUUGGCUCUCUGGUUUAAAAUGUCUAGAGGUGGUGGUGAACCAACAAGCUCAAAGCUGAUUUCAAGACGUAAAUAUUGGCCCAAACCAAGAAAGAUAAUUUGGGCUACGCCGCCAGGUAGGAAGCCUCCUAACUUUGACUGGCCAUAAUCAUCUCUAACUAGGCCUAACAUUAGCUCCAACUCUUUUAGAUGCCCUAGGCUGCAUGAUAGAGCGCUUUGGACAUUAGUUAGUUAAGGAGCAUUGUUUGGGUAUUAGAGUGCCACUGGUGCCUACUCUUUUUAGGGGUGACGUUUUGUGAUUGGUUAGUGAUCUUUAAAACUUAUUAUUUUGAAUUGUACAAGACCAAAUGUUUUAUUUAUUUAUUUAUUUAUUUUAAUGAUUCAGCAUUUAGAUA
Molecule: messenger RNA, 1036 nt
Organism: Cannabis sativa
Lineage: Eukaryota; Viridiplantae; Streptophyta; Magnoliopsida; Rosales; Cannabaceae
Exons: 6
Coding region: 190-789 (199 amino acids)
Source: RefSeq, a predicted model, not a curated record